AACCAACAUGGUGCUAAUUUUGGCUUUAGCUUCUAUAUCCCAUCAUUGUGAAGUCUGUGAAAUUCCUAUCGCCAGCGUAGGUGUAGUUGAUGAAGUCAAGACUAGACAACUCCUAACAGGUUCCUGUCAGCAAUCAAAGCUUUGGCUGAACAUCAGGUAUACUACCAUGACUGGGGAUGACAUGUGGCACAUAGGUGACCUGGAGAAUUAAGUCCAUUCCAAUGAAUGUGCUCUUGUUCAUCUUCUUUUUCUUGUGUUUUCAGUUUCUGCUUUUCUUAGUAGCCACAAAGACUCAAUCAGGAUCAUCCUGGACCUCAAGGAACAAUAUCAACAUACAUGCAUUUGGCAUCUCCUGGCAGACCACAAAAUUUCAAGGUUUCUUUGAAGCACUUACAAAUGAGGUCAACACCAGAAGAUUUUUACUCCACUGGUUUCGUCUUGGGACCCUUCUCACUGCUUUUCUCAUCCCAUGUGCUCUCUAUUUUCUUCUGAGUACUCUGUAUUACCAUAUAAAAAGCCAUGAAGAUCAUGCAGGAGGACUAAUUUUUGAGCCUGUGAUCCCGGGAGUAACAGCACCAUGGCAUUCUGUGAUCUAUUUUGCACCUAUUCUCUUGCUGGGCAGUUUUGUACAUGAGCUUGGUCAUGCUUUGGCUGCAUCUGUGGAAGGGAUUUCAGUGGAGAAAGUGGGGAUAGUGACCAUACUCUUCCUGCCUGCAACAUGGGUUCAACUCUCCCCCUUGCAUAUGCAGAGUUUGUACCCUUGGAAAAGGUUACGGAUCCUUUGUGCUGGUGUCCUUCACAAUGUAGCAUUGUCCUUUGUGGCCUUGCUAUUCUACCUCACUCUUCCUCAUGUGAUGCUCCCUUUCUAUUCCUCCCAUGAAGUGGCAACAGUGGUCCACAUUAAAGAGGGGUCUGUAUUGAGCGGGGAGAAAGGACUCCAACCAGGAGACAUUCUUCUAGGAGUGAACAACUGUACCCUCACACCAGAUGCACUCAAGUUUCAGGCAUGCUUGGAAUUGCCCAUGGGGCAACAUAUCAUCUCUCUUUACAUCCAGUUUUCUUUCAACAGAGAAAAAAAGUUAUGGGAGACUUUUGAUUGUACUAUUUCAGAUGAUGUUGUCAUCCAUGAGGGAGACUGGCUCAAGUGUUGUAGAAAGGAAGUAUAUCAUACUCAUCUUUGCUUUGAGUACAAGCCAAAGAAGGAACAGAUGGUCCUUGAGACUGUGCCAUAUGCUUGCCUACCAAUUCGUAAAGUUGUUGCAUCAUCAUCUGGUUUCUGCAGUGACUCCUCUGACUGCUCAGAGGGCUCUUUUUGUUUUCAUUCUGCUGAAAAUGAUUCUUUAUUUGUCCUUUGGAUGAAUCAGAGCCAUUCCUGGAAUGUGCUAUUCCUUGGCUCCAAAGAUGGUCUUCUGAGCUCAUUUACUAUUCGCUGGGAACAGAUUUACAUCCCUCUCUAUUCAGUCAUACCAAGUGCCAUUCCAGAUGUCCUUGGAAAGGUCUUUUACUAUGUGUGUUCCAUUUCCUGUGCCUUAGCAUUACUGAAUGCAUUCCCAUGUUUUUGGUUCGAUGGCCAGCAUAUCCUGUCUACUGCCUGUGAUAUUGUUUUCUCCGGUAUUCACCUGGAGAAAAGGCUUCGGAUUAGCCGAGCCAUCACUGUUGGAGCCACUGCUUUUCUUAUUCUCUCCCUGGUUAGUACCUUGAUCUCAUGA
Darwinula stevensoni is the source of this 1709-nucleotide messenger RNA. Lineage: Eukaryota; Metazoa; Arthropoda; Ostracoda; Podocopida; Darwinulidae. The record is from the annotation of a GenBank genome assembly.